CGCGCGCACGAGUUCAGAAAAAUCUAGGAAGUAACGAUUAGCCGAACUUUUCGACCGGGACAACGAGGAGCGGACGUUACUCGUCCACAUCUGACACGAACUGUGCUUUAACAGAACAGCACCUGCGCCGAAUUCACGGGAAAUAAGUUUGGAAUCAUUUAAAAAGCGGCGAACGCGCAGUUCCUUGGUUCACCUUUCUUUCUUUCUUUUCUUUUUUUUGGGAAGCUCAGGUGAAGGAAGUUUUUUUUUUUUUUUUCCCCCCCCCCUGACGUGUGAGUGGAGUUCGUUAGCGCCGACUGGAAGUGAAGGGAUCCCUCUGUCUUUGUACCUGUCGGGACCUUUUCGUCCUUUAGAGAUGGAAUGAGUGGUUUGUGGAUGCUGGCAGAGGGUCGGCACCGUGAGUGAUGCUGAAGCCUGCCUCCGCGUAUCAGGAUGAGCACUAUGGACGGAGCCGGGGCCCCUGAGCGGGAUGGAAGGACCCGAGUUGUGCAGAUCUAUCCCAGGGUGUCCCAGGACACGGCCACCUACUGCCCGCUGCAGGUGAGCGUCGGGGACACGGCGAGGUCGGUCAUCCACAAUGCCGUGGCCUCCCUCGGGCUGGACUCCAGCCAGAGGUACGCGCUGCUGGAGGUCAGGAAGAGCGACGGGGAGGAGGGGAUGCUGGAGGCCGGUGACCGCCUCCUGGAGCGAGUCCUGCUGUGGCCCCCCGAGGCACAGAGGUGGCACCUGCAGGGCGAGGGGUACUACUUCAUCCUGCAGCAGCAGCAGCCGCAAGCUAACCUUGGGGGCAACCAAGUGAGCAACACAGAGGACUACGAUGACCUCUGCAACCUUCAAACUGUGACUGAGGAGAGCGUUCUGGAGGCUUUACGCCAGCGCUUCUACAGGUUCAAAAUCUACACCUACGCGAGCAACAUCCUCAUCGCCAUCAAUCCCAAUAAGUUCCUGCCUGUGUACUACAACCCCAAGUACGUCAAGAUGUACGAGAACCAGCCACUGGGAAAACUAAGCCCUCACAUAUUCGCAAUAGCCGACGUGGCCUUCCGCACCAUGCUCAGUAGGCAGGUCAACCAGUGUAUCGUUUUAUCCGGUGAAAGUGGCUCGGGGAAGACUGAAAGCAGCAGUUAUCUCAUCCACUGCCUGACCGCGCUCAGCCAGAAGACGUUCUCCACUGGGCUGGAACGGACCAUCCUCGGGGCGGGACCGGUGCUAGAGGCCUUUGGCAACGCCAUGACUGCAGAGAAUAACAACUCCAGUCGCUUUGGGAAGUUCAUCCAGCUCAACUACCUGGAGAGCGGUGUCAUCAGAGGGGCAGUUAUUGAGAAGUACCUACUUGAAAAGUGCCGCCUGGUGUCCAGAGACAAGAGAGAGAGAAACUACCACGUGUUCUACUAUCUGCUGGUGGGAGCGUCCAAAGACGAGCAGAAGGAGUUUCAUCUAUUAACGCCACAAGAUUAUCUCUACCUCAAGCAGCAAGACCUCCACUUAGAGGAUGAGGAGAAACUUGGGCAGGAGUACAAAAGGCUCCACCAAGCUAUGGAAAUGGUUGGCUUCCUGGCCUCCACCAAGAAACGCAUAUUUUCCAUCCUCUCUGCCAUCCUCCACCUGGGCAAUGUGACGUACUCCGUGUCAGAGGACACUCAGGUCCUGGAGGUCGGACCUGCCGAAGUCUUGUCUACACUCUCUGACCUGCUCAAGGUGAAAAAAGAGCUGUUGGUGAAGGUUUUGACCAAGAGGCGAGUAGUGACUGCCAACGCCACCAUAGAUUCACAGUACACACUACAACAGGCCCCCAAAGUGCGGGACUCCAUGGCCAAGUCUUUAUACAGUGCUCUGUUUGACUGGAUCAUCCUUCACAUCAACCACGCAAUGCUCAAUAGACGAGACAUGGAGGAGUCAGUCUCCUGUUUGUCCAUCGGUGUGUUGGACAUAUUCGGAUUCGAGAACCUCCAGUCAAACGGUUUUGAGCAGCUCUGCAUCAACUUUGCCAAUGAGAAGCUGCAGUAUUACAUCAACCAGAACAUCUUCAAGCUUGAGCAAGAAGAUUAUGUGUCAGAGGGCAUCGCUUGGCAAAACAUUGAGUACAAUGACAACGGCGGCUGCAUUCAGCUGAUCAGUAAGAACUCCACUGGACUCUUUGACCUUCUGGACAACGACGGCAACCUCCCUGAGGCCACAGAUGAAACCCUGUUGGACCAGCUGAAACUGCAGCAUCAGGACAACCCGCUCUUUGUACCCUCUCCACAUACAAAGCCGUCUUUUGCAAUCCGACACUUUGCUGGGAGUGUUGAAUAUCACAUCGAGGACUUCAGAGAGAAAAACACGGAGCACAUGCGUCCUGAAGUCGUGUCUCUACUACGGAGUAGUGAGCGGGCGUUCGUGCAUCACCUGGUUGCAUCCAGCCCCGAGGCGCUGUUCAGAUGGGGCGUCCUCCGAGCCACCAUUCGCAUCCUCACUGUAUUCAAAAACAUGGGACGCCAGCGGGCUGAGUCAGGCGCUGCCAGACGAACCUCCCGCAAAUCCCUCCAAGAAAUAAAACAGCGCAGAAGUGCUAUGGACCGACUAUCCAGCAACAGCAUCACUCUGGAUUUCUCCUUCGAUCGCUCUGAUGAACAUCCUCUUGAUGUAUUUGAAGAUAUCUUCGCCAGUUAUGAAAACAGGAAGAAGAGUAGAGGAGGUCGACAGAAGCAGCUCAUUCCGAAGCAACUAAUGGAUUUACGCUCGCUCCAACAUAUUGUCGGUCUCACUGCGCACGACCGAACCAGCAAAUCCAUCUUCCACCCUCACCAGAGAGCGAAGCCGCCUACAGUCAGUGCACAGUUUCAGGCCUCGCUCAGAAAGCUGAUGGAGACGAUUGAAAAAGCUGAGCCUUUCUUCAUUUUCUGUGUUCGCGCCAAUGCUGACAAGAGGGAGAUGCAUUUUGAUGAUGAACUUGUGCUACGGCAAAUCCGGUGCACAGACAUGCUGCAGAUGGUUCACAUCCAGAAGUCUGGCUACAGAGCCAAAUACACAUUCAUGGAAUUUGUUUACAAGUUCCGGAUGUUAUUCCCAAAAGGAGCGACUGCAACUCCUGAACACAUAACUGAAUUGUGUGAGAGGAUGGAGCUGGAUAACUCCACCUACCAAAUAGGAAAAAACAAGGUUUUCCUCAAGGAAAAGGAGAGGCAGCUGCUCCAAGACACUCAUAACAAAGAAGUGAUGCGUCGCAUCAUCAUACUGCAGCGCUGGUUCCGUGCUUGUCUGCUAAGAUUGCACUUUCAACAAAGAAAAGAUGCCACAGUCACCAUACAGAGGAGCUGGCGUGAGUUUUAUGAGAAUCAAAACCGAGCUGCGACAGUGAUCCAGUCAGCUUGGAGGAGUUCCCUGAAGAAGUCAAAGCAGCGUGAGAAGGAGGAUGAGAAUGUGUCCAAAGCUCGUCUUGGAAGGGACAGCAUGACAAGAAAAGAGUUAAAGAGGCAGCAAAAAAUGGAGCUCAGCCCCAACAGGACCCAGCUGCUUGACCCAGUCAACGGCCAGUCUGCACAGGGGGACCAGAGCAGGGAGAAACCAGAGGGCAGAGGAUCUCCGCCGCCUCUCAACAGACCCUUCUCCUUCCCUCUGGACACCAACGUUGCAAGUGAAGAUCGGUCGCCCAGCCCCUCCAAGAGCAGCUCGCUUCAGCGCUACAAAGACAUGGAGGGGAUUAAGGAGAAGGCUGAGAAGUGGAGGGAAAGACUGAGUGAGGGCGAACCAACAGAUGACUCCAGUCCAGAAAUACACCGAAGAAAUGACAAAAGGAAAGAUGAGUUUCACCGCAAAGGGAAAUCCAUGUCUGCAGAUGAACUGUCAAGGAUCAGCUCAUCAGGCUCUGAUAGCUCACCUUCCACCAAUAAGGUCAGGGUGCACCUCCGCAAGCAGCCCAAACGCAAGCGGCGCUUAGCCUUUGCCCGCAGCGGUUUGAUGAUUAACUUUGGGGGCUCCAAGGAGAGCGAGUACUGGAGCUUUCCGCUGCCUCCCAUCAGCCCCCAUGUGCCCAAAUUGAAGAGCUCGGCCAGUAGUGCGGACGUCCGGGUCCAGCUACAGGAAGAACCCGAUGGGUCGAGGUUCUGCCUUCCGCCCAGGACCACCACUGAGGGACAACACGGGUCCAACCAAUCACAACUCACAACUCCUGACAGGAUUUGGUUUCUCAGCAGAUUCCUCAGGAGACGGGUCCCUAAAUAUUCCCCGACCAAUGACUCUCCAACAGAUAAAUACGCCACAGUCACCUUGCCUAGCUACACUCCACAUCCCUACCACGUGCCAAGUCAGAACAGUGGGCGGGUCAAUCGAAACCCCACCAUUCGAAUCAGCCGGGCCACCCGGGUGAGCGAGUGGAACACGUCUCUGGACCGAGAGAUCACUGACCCCAAGGAGCUACGGAACCUGGACGAGUUCCUCGGGAACCAGGUGAACGACCUGCGAACAAGAAUAAAAGAGCUGUCGCCAACUGAGAGCAUCUUCCUCACAGCCACCAAGCAGUUCAGAGAGACCAUCAAAGGAAUGUACUCCGUCGAGAAGCCCAAGAUCGCCUACAAAGAUCUGAUGAAAGGCUAUCACAACAAAGUGAACUCACUAGCAGAACCCAAGGAGAAGGCAGAGGUCUCACUGGUGGUCAACCUGUUCCAGUCUGUGCUGGACGGCUUCAUCAGGAGAGAGAUAAAACGAGUGGAGUCUGAACCGUCAAAGGCUGCGAAGAUGACCAAGAAGAGGAGGAAAAAGGACAAAUGCUUGGAUAGUCCUCUGGAUCACCUGUUCAGCACCUACCAGGUGAAUAUCAUGCAGUCAUGUGACUUGUGUGGCUCCUACAUCUGGGGGAUGGAGAAAGCCUACAUGUGCAGUGCCUGCAAGUUAAUAUGUCAUAAGAAAUGCCUGAACAACAUCAUCACAGAUUGCUCAACACGGUGCGCCAAGCAGGAUGACAAUUUACCAGGCUCCCUUCACUUCGGGGUGCAGGUGUGUGUCCUCACCAGCAAAGCCAACCCCGUGCCCAAGGUGGUGGAGAUGUUGCUGCUGUAUGUGGAGAUAAACGGCCUCUACACAGAGGGCAUUUACCGCAAGUCGGGUUCAGCCUGUCGAGCGAGGGAGCUUCACCAGAUUCUGGAAACAAAUCCCGAGGCGGCAUGUUUAGAGAAUUACCCCAUCCAUACCAUCACAGGUCUGAUUAAACGAUGGCUCAGAGAGCUGCCUGUCCCCCUCAUGACCUUUUCACUCUACAGUGACUUUCUGCAUGCUGCUGAGCUGCCUGAGAAAGCUGACAGAAUAAGGGCUGUAUACCAAAAGGUUGAUGAACUUCCUCCUGCUAAUUACAACACAUUAGAGCGGCUGAUCUUUCACCUUGUCAGGGUUGCUAAGGAAGAAGAGCACAAUAAAAUGACGCCAAGCUCUCUCGCCAUCGUGUUUGCCCCCUGCAUCCUGCGCUCUCCUGAUUUGGAUGACCCCUUCCUUGGUAUGAAGGAUGUGGGCAAGACUACACAGUGCGUGGAGACGCUGAUCUCGGAGCAGUUCAGACGCUACACGGAGAAGUUGCAGAAUAUCCAGCAGCUGGAAUAUGCAGAGGCCCUGGCUGUCAAUCAGCUCAAACUGAGGAGGCAAAACACUGUUGUUGAAAAGCCUUCAGACCUCAAUGUUCCAGAGAAAAUAGAUGGCGACGAAACCGAGAAGACUCUCAUGGAACGGAUCAAGUCCAUCAAGCAAGAAAAGGUGGACUUGGCCUGCAGGUUACCUGACCUGGAGCAGGAGAACUCUGACAAUGAUAACCUGGACUCGUCAUCAUCGAUGAGCACAGAGAGCCUGGAAGACCGUCUGAGGAGCCUUGAAUCGGAAGGAAAGGUGACCAUGCGAUUGAAAACCAAGAAACCCGAAUGCCCGCUGAAACCUCCUGACCUGGCAGAGAGAAUCAGGAGUCUGAUGGCUCAGACAAACGAUGAAGGGAGAGCGUUCACAUCAGGACAAAGGGCAGGUGUUACUCAAUCCAUGUGCUUCCUGCCCUGCCAAGAAGACACCUCCUCAACCGACAAGCCCCAGGUCACCAGCAACACUUUAAGCAGGAGCUUUGACGACCUGGACAUCCCUUACAUAGAUGAAGAUGAGGAUCUAACUUGAGCACGACACCACAAGUUGAAAUAGUUUCAAUAUUCUCAAGUAUGUGUAAAUAGAAGAUGUGUUAUGGCAAAAAAUAACUGCACUUUGUUUAAUAGACUUUUCCAUUUGUCAGUGCUGCUAUGGAAACAAAGUGCUUUGAGAAUUUAUAUCUAUUUAAAAGGAGAAAUCAUACAGACACUUCCUUCAGGGUUUCUAUCACAGAUCUGAAGAAGAACCAUCAGCAGGGACCACUCACACUGUAUAUAUGUGUAUUACUGUAUGUGAUGUUAAACAUAUUUCAGAACUGUACAGUUCACAUUUUAGAAAAGGUACAGACGAUUUCUGUGAAGCCGUUGUCUUACCUUGAGAGAAGAAUGGUGCAACAAGAUGAGGAGCAAUUCCUGAUACAAGUACCUCCUUUUCUAAUGGGCCAUAUUCUGAGAUGGUACUAAAAGGAGAGCAUGUGAUUUGUGAAAAGAAAAUAAUAAGUUUCUAACGUUGUACAUAGAGUGAUUCUCAAUUGUGAAGACUGUGACAUUGCAUUUUGGGCUCUUGCUGAAUUGAUUGAAACGAUCAGUUGUGCUUUUUUUUUGCUUUUCUUUAUACAGACUGCAAUGAGUGAUUUCUGAUUCAAUCCCUACAAAGGAAAUUGUCAUAAUGCUGCCUUUCUAGACUGACUGAAAAUGUAACUGCGAUUUUUCUUGUCUCCGCAAGGCUGUGCAGUUUUUACCAAGUAACCUUUUUUUUUAAAAUAUGCAUGCAAGUACAUUUUAUGGGGGUUAGGAAUUAUGUAUAUUGUGGUGGAUUUUGACUUUUGUUGCCAACAAAAAUUAACUGACCAAUUUCAACUGUCUUUUCAUGGGAUGAUAAUACUAAAAACACACUGUCUAUACUUUUGCAAAAA
Molecule: messenger RNA, 7006 nt
Organism: Scophthalmus maximus (turbot)
Lineage: Eukaryota; Metazoa; Chordata; Actinopteri; Pleuronectiformes; Scophthalmidae
Gene: myo9b
Product: myosin IXb
Exons: 41
Coding region: 433-6123 (1896 amino acids)
Biological process (GO): intracellular signal transduction
Cellular component (GO): myosin complex
Molecular function (GO): GTPase activator activity; ATP binding; protein binding
Source: RefSeq, a predicted model, not a curated record